AUGGGCGGUAAGAUAGAUAGAGAUGUCAACAAAAACGGGGGACCACCAGUUUUCAGAAUACAUGGGCAAAACUUCCACUACAUUGGAAGUCUCCAGCCGGUUGACGGGAAACGGCCACAUUUUGCUCAAUUAUAUAUCUAUGAUACAAAUAAUGAAAUGGUCAAUCGCCUAACUUCCGUAAGGCCAGACGGUGAUAUGAGUGACAUCCAUGAAGAAAUUUUCAUGGAUAUUCAACAAGCGUUGGAUUCAGAUAAUGUGUUGGUAAAGUCCUUCAGAAUGGCCCGCUUAGAAAUAGAAAAUAAUCCAGUGGCUGAGGUAAAGAUAAAAUUGCUUGGUAAGAGAUCAAGGGAUGCGAGAACUUAUAAUCUACCUCAAGUUUCAGAAGUUGCUGCAUUAAUUGUUGGGGAUAUUGAUGCAAUUAUUGGUGAGCAUGACAUCUUAGUGGAAACAAAGACUGUUCUAUUGCAACGAAUUAGUGAACUAAACCCAGCGUACUUACCAUUGCAAUACCCGUUGUUGUUUCCUUAUGGGGAGGACGGUUAUAGGGAAGACAUCCAGUUCUCAACAUUAAAAGGAAACAGUUCAGGUGGUAGACAAAGGAUUAGUCCGCGGGAAUACUUCUCAUACCUCAUCCAGUCUAGAGUUACGCAGAUUUCUACAUUACUGCAUGCAAGAAGGCUUUUCCAACAAUUUCUGGUAGAUGCAUACACAAUGGUCGAAUCCGGCAGGUUGAUCUAUAUAAGGACCCACCAAAAAAGUUUGAGGUGCGAAACAUAUAAUUGCUUGAACGAUGCAUUAACACGCGGUGAAGUCGAUCCUCGGACUCAAGGGAAAAGGAUAAUAUUGCCGUCGAGUUUUAUUGGUGGUGCUAGAUACAUGAUACAGAACUACCAGGACACUAUGUCUAUAUGUAGAUGGGUUGGAUACCCGGAUUUAUUUAUUACAUUCACAUGCAAUCCAAAGUGGCCGGAGGUGAAACGCUUCUUGACUGAUCAUAAUUUAAAACCGGAAGACCGGCCUGACAUAAUAUGCAGACUAUUCAAGAUGAAGUUGGAUGCUUUAAUUUCAGAAUGCAGGAAGGACAAGUUGUUUGGAGCAGUCAUUGGAGUUAUCUAUACCAUCGAGUUUCAAAAGCGUGGUCUACCGCAUGCUCAUAUACUCCUAUUUCUGGAUAAUCAACAACGAGCAUCACAGGGGUUACAUUUGGACAACAUAAUUUCUGCUGAGUUACCUGAUCCCAUACAAGAUCCAGAAUACUUCAAAUUAGUGGAUGAGUAUAUGAUGCACGGUCCUUGCGGUAGAGCUCGGUUGAAUUCUCCAUGCAUGGCUAAGGGUAAAUGUACUAAACACUUUCCCAAAAAGUUUGUUAAUGUUUCUAAUUUUGACGAUGAUGGUUAUCCUAUUUAUCGGAGACGUGACAAUGGUCGUUCUGUGGUGAGAAAUGGGAUUACUUUGGAUAAUCGCUAUGUGGUGCCACACAAUCGGCACUUAUUGCUAAAGUAUAGAGGUCAUAUUAAUGUGGAAUGGUGCAACCAAUCCCGUUCAAUAAAGUACUUGUUCAAAUACGUGAACAAGGGUAACGACAGGGUGACCGCAGAGUUCUACCGCAGCAACAACGAGGGAGAUGAACCGCAAGUGAUUGAUGAGAUAAGUAUGUAUUAUGAUUGUAGGUACAUAUCUCCGUGUGAAGCUGCCUGGCGUUUGUUUGGUUUUGAAAUACAGUUGAGAACACCAGCAGUUGAACAGUUAAGCUUUCACCUGCCCAAUCAACAGAGUGUAAUUUUUGCAGAUGAUGAUCCGGUUGAUAACGUACUUAGUCGACCAACUAUAUUACAAAGCAUGUUCCUUGAAUGGUUUGAGGCAAACAAAACAUACCCAGAAGCAAGGAAACUGACAUAUGCUGAAAUGCCAACGAAGUUUGUUUGGAAAAAGGAUAUUAGAAAAUGGCAUCCAAGGAAAAGAGGGUUUUCAAUCGGUAGAGUUUUCUACGUACCGCCUGGCAGUGGCGAGAUAUUCUAUUUGCGAUGCCUUUUGAAUAAAGUUCAAGGGCCUACAAGUUUUGCGGAUAUAAGAACAGUCAAUGGUGUGCAGUAUGAAUCCUUUAGGGAUGCCUGUUCAGCUAGGGGAUUAGUAGACGACGAUAAGGAAUAUGUUCAUGCUAUUGAAGAAGCAGGUCAGUGGGCCACAUCUGCGAAUUUGAGAAGACUGUUUGUGACUUUGUUGGUGUCCAACUCAAUGUCAAAACCGGAAGUGGUGUUGGAAGCUACGUGGAGCUAUUUGACUGAAGAUGCACAAUUCCAUAUUAGACAACAAACGGGACUUGGAGAUUUAAUUUUAUCUGAGGAUCAAAAAAAGAAUUAUGCACUAUCGGAGAUAGAAUUACUGCUCACAGCUAUAGGAAAGAGUUUGAAGGACUUUCCUUCAAUGCCAUAUCCUGAUUUACAACUUCUGGACAGAACAACCAAUAGGUUAAUACAAGAGGAAUUGUCAUAUGACAUUAAUGCAAUGAAGGAAGAGAAUGAUAGUUUGGUGGAACAACUGACUGAAGAGCAAAAGGCAAUAUAUGAUAAUGUUUUGGAUGAUGUUGAGAAAGAGUUGGGGGGAUUGUUUUUUGUGUACGGAUAUGGUGGUACGGGUAAAACUUUCCUGCGGAGAGCAUUGUCUUCCGCUUUGAGGUCAAAGGGUCAGAUUGUUUUAAAUGUAGCAUCAAGUGGCAUAGCUUCUCUAUUACUACCAGGAGGUAUGUUGGUCCCGAAAGGGUGGUGA
Ipomoea nil (Japanese morning glory) is the source of this 2766-nucleotide messenger RNA. RefSeq lists its product as uncharacterized. The transcript has 4 exons. The record is from RefSeq and is a predicted model, not a curated record. The coding region runs from base 1 to 2766 and encodes 921 amino acids. Gene Ontology annotation, biological process: telomere maintenance; DNA repair. NCBI's taxonomy places the organism in Eukaryota, Viridiplantae, Streptophyta, Magnoliopsida, Solanales, Convolvulaceae. Gene Ontology annotation, molecular function: DNA helicase activity.